Mangifera indica (mango) is the source of this 1105-nucleotide messenger RNA. RefSeq names its product probable phytol kinase 3, chloroplastic. The transcript has 6 exons. The record is from RefSeq and is a predicted model, not a curated record. Bases 55 to 981 code for a protein of 308 amino acids. NCBI's taxonomy places the organism in Eukaryota, Viridiplantae, Streptophyta, Magnoliopsida, Sapindales, Anacardiaceae. Gene Ontology annotation, molecular function: kinase activity.
CCUCCGAUCCCAACCAAAUAGACUACAGGACCAAAUUCAUUUAAAAAUUAAAAAAUGAAAAUGAUUGCGGCUCCAGGUCCAACCGUCUUCUUCCCACCAGCAAAAUCCAUCUGCAUCUUCUCUCCAAUUAUCUCUCCUCUCUUUAAAUUACCGUCUUCCUCUUCUUCUCUUUCUCCUUGUACCUUAUCCAUUAGGUUUCGCUCUCCUCACCUCCCUACAUCUCGACGGAGCCUUACAUCGUCUCCUUCCGCCAUGAUUCUUCGGCACAACCCCCUACUCUCCGACGUUUGCGCCUCCAUUCUUAGUGCCGGUAUCGCAUUUUCAUUUCUUCGUCUUUGGGAAGAAACUGCCAAACGCAAACUCGUCGACCAGUAUUUGAAUAGGAAGCUUGUGCAUAUUAGUAUCGGGCUAGCUUUCAUGCUUUGCUGGCCAAUGUUCAGUUCUGGGCUUCAGGGAGCAAUUUUAGCUAGUCUAACUCCAGGGGUCAAUAUAAUUCGGAUGCUUCUUGUGGGCUCUGGAAUGUGGAAAGAUGAAGCCACUGUAAAGUCAAUGAGCAGAUAUGGAGACCACAGGGAACUUCUCAAGGGACCACUGUACUAUGCUACAGCAAUUACGUUGGCUUGUGCUGUCUAUUGGAGGACUUCCCCAAAUGCAAUUGCAGCAAUAUGUAAUCUCUGUGCUGGAGACGGUAUGGCAGAUGUUGUGGGAAGGCGGCUUGGCAGACUGAAACUUCCUUACAACCAAAACAAAUCUAUAGCCGGUAGCAUUGCUAUGGCAUCAGCUGGUUUUUUAGCUUCUAUUGGGUACAUGUACUAUUUUGCUUCAUUUGGAUAUCUUCAGUGUAGUUGGGAAUUGGUUUUCGGUUUCUUGGUUGUGUCGCUUGCCUCAGCCGUGGUGGAAUCACUCCCAAUUAGUACUCAACUAGAUGACAACCUUACCGUAACUCUAACAUCUUUAUUGGUGGGCAGUCUUGUUUUCUGAUGUUAGGAAAUGUGGGUACUCACGGCAAAUUGUAACGCAGAAAUUAAUCAUGUAUGCUUUCUAUGUUGUAAGUUGUAGUACAAUUGAAUAAUUUUUAGCAAAUGAUUUCACCAAUUUUACAGAA